Cercopithifilaria johnstoni is the source of this 1638-nucleotide messenger RNA. The record is from the annotation of a GenBank genome assembly. Lineage: Eukaryota; Metazoa; Nematoda; Chromadorea; Rhabditida; Onchocercidae.
AUGUCUGGUAAGACGGGUCUAACAAAUGGUCAGUCAUUCGGGCUGCAGUCUGCUGUAUGUGCAGAGCGUACAUCUCUUAGUUCAGAUAGUUCGCGUGACAAGCAUAAUCGUUGUCCAAAAGAUCUUCCAGCUGGUCGCGAAGAUUCUGAACUUGCUAAAGUAACCAUAAAGCUUUCACCGCAGCCUUCUUCAGUGGAACUUGUGACGGUUGAUGUGAUUUCCGAUGAGGAAUUGAUUUCUCUUUAUGAAGAACGCAUUCCUCGUUCUUCUGUAAAAUACGAUGAUAUGUUGAGAAAAGCGGUCUUUCUUCUAAGAGACAAAAUUCGUGUUGAGGAAGAAAUUUCGAGUCUGCGUGCGCGCAAUGAAUCGUUACAGCAGUUGAAUAAAACCAUUAGAGAAAAAAGCGUUCGCUUGCACGCAAAGGCUGAACAAGAGGAAGAAUUUAUAUCCAACAUGUUGCUAAAGCGCAUUCAGAAAUUGAAAAAUGAUAAGGAGGCUUUGGCUUUGAAGUACGAACAGGAGGAGGAAUUUCUAACAAACGACUUGACACGAAAACUUUCUCAAUUACAAAAUGAACGAGAUGAGUUAGCUGGACAAGUUGAAGCGGAGCAGAGUUGGGUCGUCGAUACAUUACUUGUAAAAAUUCGUAAACUAGAAGCAGAAAUUAGUGCAAACCACACGGCACUCGAGCAGCUGCGUCGUGAAAAAGUAGAUCUUGAAAAUGCACUUGAGCAUGAACAAGAAUCACUCUUCAACACUCUUGGUAAACGGAUGGAUCAAUUGGAGGCUGAAAAAAGACGCAUGCAGGCUCGUUUGGAUCAGGCCAGUUUAUCGGAGGAUCAUUCACCAUCUUCCUGUGCAAGUGAUUUCCCAUGUCAUGAGAUGAAUGAUACGGGGGAGCGUCGCUCAACAAGAGCUGAAACAGAAGCUCGUAAACUUCGUGAAGAAUGCAGUCGCCAGCGCAGCGUUAUCGCCAAUCUCAAAGAAACAAUCUCCAAUUUACAGCAACAAAUGAGUGCGCAGGAAACAAAAUAUGUUGCUGAUUUGCUCGCCAUUCGUGAAAAGUCGGCUGAAUCUCGUGCGAAUAAUCGUCGCGCACGUAUGGCCUUAGAAACUGAUUUGGCACGUUGUCUUGAAACCUGCCGUGCAUUUGCCACAUCUGAAACAGCUCGUGAGAACGAUGAGGAUAAUUGUAUGGCGGCACUUCUUAACCGAAUGUCUGUUCCGAAAAGCACGACACCGACACCCACUAAUCCUAUAGAAACUUCUAGCCCAAAUGCUGUCGCAGUUCUGAAUACUGACGCUGGUCUAUCCUCUUGGCACAAUGAACGUGUUCUCUCUGGACGUAUGGAAUCUCAAGGUGAAAGAAUGGAGGAGGGUUCGGAGACGGCAGAUACAGAUGGUGAUGUGAACAUGGAUGCGAACUUCUUCACAAAUGAACGCCUCUCUCCUCGAAAUGAAGAUGGAGAGCGUUUCAAUGAAGAAUCGACAAAAAUGAUAUCGACAUAUCCUGGUUCGAUUUCAUCAGCUUCAAAUGAAGAUUCGAAUGAAUCAACAGAAUUGACGAAUAUGGGUCUUGAUCAGUUCGCGCGUCCAGCCCUUCCUCCAACCCGUUCACCAGUUGCCAAAAGAGAUUGA